GGAAUAAUCAAAUCCUAAAAUGUUUCGCCAUCUUUCUUCCCGUGUCUAUUUCCGCCUUAGCUAUUAGCGGCCCUUCAAGUUCCAUCAACAAUCUUCUUCAGCUUUCUCCACUUUCAGCCACAAAUACUCAUAUAUGCUUUAAUCGCUACUAUUUUCGAACUAAAUUCUUUCUUUUUAUCCAAAUCGGCUCUCUGUGUCUCGCGAAUUUCAGGACACACAAAUUUUUCUUUUGUUAAAAAUGCAGUCUUUACGUUUUUUGAGGAGAGACGAAUCACACGUCAUGUAAGAUUAUGAUUUGAGAUUAUAUAUAUCGAGCUUAUAUAUAAUAUGCUUUUCGCAGAUCCUUUGUACUCGAGCGCUACUAUAAAUAGGCAGUGAACAAAAAAUAUGGUUGUCUGAAUCCAAACAUUUUGGGCUUUGCCUCUCUCUCUCUCUCUCUCUCUUCAAUGGCUGCAUUGUCGAAAGCCCACGUCGAGUUGCAGAGCACAGAAGAAGAGUAUGAUGGGAUUGAUGAAACAUCAAAAUCAAGAAACUUGAGAGGCUCCAUUAAUCCUUCUUGGUAUUCUCCUCAAACAGGAAUCUAUUCAAGCAAAUACCCGUGUAUAAACCUGCCCUCUGAUCCCUUUCUUGAUGUUGUUUCAUUCAUUUUCUCACGUAAGCAUAAUGGGCUUCAUGCACUCGUUGAUUCUGCAUCUGGGCUUUCGGUUCCAUACUCAAAGCUCUCACCUUUGGUGAAAUCCAUGGCUGCUGGCCUUCACUACCAUUUUGGUGUGAAGCAAGGUGAUGUAAUCUUGAUCUUGCUCCCGAAUUCCGUUUGCUUCCCUUUGAUUUUUUUGGGUGCUUUGAGUCUUGGUGCAGUUGUGACCCCCAUGAAUCCUUUGAGUAAUAUGUUGGAGAUAAAAAAACAGGUUCUUGAUUGUAAUGUAACUUUGGCAUUUGCUGCCACUGGUAAAGUUGAUGAGUUGGUUAGUGCAUUAAGGGGGUGCCAUGUGGUGGGCGUGCCCGAGGCUCUAGGCAUGAAUUCUCUGUCUAGUGAUGGUUCUGUUUUUCAUAAGCUGAUUUCUAGUGAUCCUGCAAUGGCACCUAUGCCUAGAAUCGCGCAGCAGGACACUGCUGCGAUUUUGUACUCAUCAGGCACUACGGGUAGGUCUAAAGGGGUUAUGUUGAGUCAUGGGAACUUCAUAGCCAUGAUUGAGCUCUUUGUGAGAUUUGAAGCUUCUCUUUAUGAUUAUCCCAGCUCAGAGAAUGUAUACUUGGCUGUUGUCCCGAUGUUCCAUGUGUAUGGACUGUCUCUAUUCGUUUUGGGAUUGUUGUCAUUGGGGAGCACUGUUGUCACUAUGAAAAGAUUCGAUGCUGAUGAGAUGGUUAGAGCUAUUGAUAGAUAUGCUGUCACUCACCUUCACUCUGUGCCACCUAUACUGGUAGCAUUGACUAAGAGAGCUAAGAGAGGUGGUGGUGCAAGUUUUCGAAGCUUGAAACAGGUUUCCUGUGGAGCAGCCCCGUUGAGCAAGAAAAGCAUAACAGAACUGAUUGAGGCACUCCCCCAUGUUGAUUUCAUUCAGGGUUAUGGCAUGACAGAAUCAACUGCUUUGGCAACUCGUGGCUACAAUACCGUUGGAGCUCAUAAAUAUUUGUCUGUGGGAGUUCUGUCUCCCAAUGUUGAAGCUAAAGUGGUGGACUGGGUCUCGGGUGCUCACUUACCUCCAGGAUCAGUUGGUGAGCUUUGGUUGCGCACACCUGGGAAUAUGAAAGGCUACCUGAAUAAUAUUGAUGCAACCAUGGUUGCACUCGACAAAGAUGGCUGGCUACAUACAGGGGACAUCGUUUAUUUUGAUCAAGAAGGAUACUUGUAUGUGAUUGACCGCUUGAAAGAGGUCAUCAAGUACAAAGGCUUCCAGAUUGCUCCUGCUGAUUUAGAGGCGGUUUUGAUGUCACACUCGGAAGUACUUGAUGCGGCUGUGACAGGUUACAGGGACGAAGAAGCCGGGGAGAUCCCUGUGGCGUUUGUUGUUCGCAGAGAAGGGAGUUACCUCUCUGAGACAGCUCUGAUGAGCUACGUGGCGAAGCAGGUUGCACCUUAUAAGAAAGUGAGGAAGGUCUACUUUAGCUCGUCUAUACCACGAUCACCGGCCGGAAAAAUUCUCCGGCGAGAGCUCAGGAACUUGCUGGUUUCUAGACUUUAGGUCUAUGAAAAUAAUCUGAUUGAAGCAGAAGAUAAAUAUCAUUUUUUUUUUCAUGUGCAGAUUGGGAGUUUUCAUCAACAAGAUAUGUGCAUUGAUCUUCUCUUUUUUUGUCAUAGCAAUGAAGUUAAGAUCCCAUGUGAUGUAGUUAAAUCAACAAUUAGAUAUUUAUGCUGUGUUAUGAAAUUAUAUAGAAGCUAUUCAACUUUGACA
This is a messenger RNA of Salvia miltiorrhiza (redroot sage), 2393 nucleotides long. Its product is annotated as 4-coumarate--CoA ligase-like 6. The record is from RefSeq and is a predicted model, not a curated record. The transcript has 6 exons. Gene Ontology annotation, molecular function: CoA-ligase activity. Gene Ontology annotation, cellular component: peroxisome. Gene Ontology annotation, biological process: ubiquinone biosynthetic process. Bases 447 to 2183 code for a protein of 578 amino acids. Lineage: Eukaryota; Viridiplantae; Streptophyta; Magnoliopsida; Lamiales; Lamiaceae.